ACCCACGACCUCGUCGUUUUCAAAUCCCUAGACCACCUGGUGAAUCGAUUAGAUAGUGAGGGUUAUUAUGGAGGCGUCCGAUUGCUGAUGGCAAUUUGCAAAGAAAACGAGAUUCAGUUAGAGCCUCGAAAUUUCACUCUCUCAUAUGAUACUAAUAUCCCUCGACAGACAGGACUUUCAGGGUCUAGUGCUAUUGUGUGUGCAGCCCUCAGCUGCCUUCUUGAUUUUUACAAGGUUAGGCAUUUGAUCAAAGUCGAGGUCCGCCCCGGCCUCGUCCUUAGUGCCGAGAAGCAACUUGGAAUUGUUGCCGGUCUUCAAGAUCGUGUUGCCCAGGUGUAUGGUAGCCUUGUUUACAUGGAAUUUGACAAGGAGCACAUGGAUACUUUGGGGCAUGGCAUUUACACACCCAUGGAUGUUAGUCUCCUCCCACCUCUUCACCUUGUCUAUGCCGAGAAUCCAAGUGAUUCCGGGAAGGUACAUAGUACGGUUCGUCAAAGGUGGCUCAAUGGCGACGAGUUUAUAAUAUCAUCCAUGACGGAAGUUGCAAAUAUUGCACUAGAAGGAAGGACGGCAUUACUUGAAAAGGACUACACUAAACUAGCAGCGCUCAUGAACCGUAAUUUUGACUUUAGAAGAAGCAUGUUUGGAGAUGAUGCUCUUGGCACUUUAAACAUAGAAAUGGUGGAGGUGGCCCGAAGGGUGGGUGCAGCAUCCAAAAUCACAGGUAGCGGUGGGGCUGUAGUCGUAUUUUGCCCAGAUGGUCCUUCACAAGUGAAGCUCUUAGAGGAUGCUUGCCAAAAGGCUGGUUUUAAACUUGAACCGAUACAAGUCGUUCCCUCUCUUCUAAAUGAGGUUGAUCUUCAGACUCUCACAAAAUAGGCGAGUACUUGGGGUCUUUUCACUUUUGUUCUUGACACCCUCCCGCCCUUCUCUCCCCGUCUCUCAUUGCUUUAUAUUGGUAAAGUAGAACUGUCAAUUUUUGGUAGAUGCUCCAUUAAUAAAAGGGAACGACUUUAAUUUGAUUCAA
This is a messenger RNA of Prunus avium (sweet cherry), 1027 nucleotides long. The record is from RefSeq and is a predicted model, not a curated record. Lineage: Eukaryota; Viridiplantae; Streptophyta; Magnoliopsida; Rosales; Rosaceae.